This is a messenger RNA of Boleophthalmus pectinirostris (great blue-spotted mudskipper), 1553 nucleotides long. It is a transcript of the gene cdca3, whose product is annotated as cell division cycle associated 3. The record is from RefSeq and is a predicted model, not a curated record. The transcript has 6 exons. Bases 102 to 1424 code for a protein of 440 amino acids. NCBI's taxonomy places the organism in Eukaryota, Metazoa, Chordata, Actinopteri, Gobiiformes, Gobiidae.
AAUGUUCGUCCUUCAGUGUCGCGGAACAGAGGUGUGCUUUUACUGCGAAGGAUUCACUCUUUUUUACAAGUCUACAAGGUUUUAUACGAAAGUUUCACACCAUGGGAUCGAGUGAGAGCAAACUGGCCGUGGCGCCUCCAGAGACCAAGCCCGAGCUCCCAUUUAAAGCGACGAGAGUGCACGAGCUGCUGGACCCCCGCUCUCCAUCUGUGGGCAUCGACCGCACUCCAAUCCAGGUUGGUGAUGAUGCUAAAAGUUCUGCUGAGGUGAAAAGAGUUUGUCCUGUGGCAGACACAGAUCCUCGCUCUCCUUCAGUCGGCAUCACUCGAACUCCAGCCAGAGAGGUCAUGAGAGCUACAGUUGGCAGUUUUGCCCGCCGUUUGGGCAUCUUCUUCAACAAUGAUCUUGAGAAUAAGACCCACCAGAACAACUCCAAAACCGCAACAGCAGAGGAAGAGGAGGAGGAAAACUCCAAACCAGAGGAGAUCGCGACCACAGAGCCACUCCUGACCCCACAACCCUCUGACAUCCUCGACUCCCUGGAUACCCACGCCACGAUGUUAGACACGCCUCAGCUACCCCCUCCCCAAAUCACAACAAGCCCAUUUGUUCACCUCGCAGAUCCCCAGUUUGAGGUAGAGCUCGAAACUGAACCAGAUAUCAGUCUAGAGGAGGCGGAGGAAGCCAGGGAAACUCCUAUUCACAAGAGGCUGAGUUUGAGUCUUAUAGCUUGCCACGAGGGCUCCACUUCGUCACAAUUUUACGAAGAUGGAAGCAACGAUAGCUUUGCGAACAUUGAGUGUGGCGACACGAAACCUCUGAUUAAAGAGGAUCACUCGUACGCAGCUCCUUGUAUUACAGUCAAGUCUCCCGUUGUGCAAAGUAUUCCUAAUGACGAGAAUGCAAACGACGCAGCCAUGAUCUCUAAAAUAUCUAGUCAGCCAGAAGAGGUAGCACCUAGUUUACCAGAAAAAACAAAGGAGGUAGAAAUGGUCCAAGAGCCUACUGCACCACAAGAGUCCAAAUCUCAAACGACUGCCCCCAGCCCACGUCCAAAUCACAUCCGCUGCCCCACCAUUGACUCAAAAAGCCCCAGUCAGAUCGUGUUUAAACCUCAGUGGUUGGGUAAAGGGUUUGGGGGAGCGGGGCAGAGGGUCCGAGCACAGGGAGGGAAAGGGGGGUCCUCGCCUCUCGCGCUCCACGUGGCUGUGAAGAAGGUGGCCAAUGAGAAUAAAGGACAGACUGGAAAAGCGAAGUCCAAAGGUAAUGAAGGUCGCUCUCCAUUACAAAUCCUCAAAGAGACCAACUCACCUCGGGGGCAGCAUCCUCAGAUGAAGCUGAAGGUGUCCACUCCAGAAAGGCGCAGAAGUGCCCACAGCGAACGCAGAGUUUUGGCCAUCGCUGUAGACAAGGAAAACAGAUGAUUGAAAAGUAUUGUUCUUUUAAAACAAGCUUUUAUUUGUACAGUUUUAUCUGUUUGUAAUGUUCUUUCCUCUGUAUACUAUUAUCCCUUUUACUUUUUCUAUCAACUUAAAUAAAUUAAUGUGUACAGA